This is a messenger RNA of Hibiscus syriacus, 591 nucleotides long. Its product is annotated as agamous-like MADS-box protein AGL61. Lineage: Eukaryota; Viridiplantae; Streptophyta; Magnoliopsida; Malvales; Malvaceae. Gene Ontology annotation, molecular function: protein dimerization activity; DNA-binding transcription factor activity, RNA polymerase II-specific; RNA polymerase II cis-regulatory region sequence-specific DNA binding. The transcript has a single exon. Gene Ontology annotation, biological process: regulation of transcription by RNA polymerase II. The coding region runs from base 1 to 591 and encodes 196 amino acids. The record is from RefSeq and is a predicted model, not a curated record.
AUGGCAAGCUUAGGUAAGAAAACUAUGGGAAGAAAAAAGAUUGAGAUGAAGAUGAUUGAAAAAAAGGACGACAGAUUGAUCACAUUUUCCAAACGCCGAUCUGGUAUCUACAAGAAAAUAGCUGAGAUAGCAAUAUUAUGCGGUGUUGAUGUUCUUUUUAUCUGUUUCUCACCGGCAGGUAAACCCUUUUCCUUUUGUCACCCCUCAAUGGAAUCAGUUGCUAGCCGUAUUAUGGAUAAUAGUUUUCUGCCUGCACGUGAUAAUACUCACACUCUUGUUGAGGAUCAACGAAAGGUGAGAAUCAAUCAGAUAAUACAGCAAUAUAAUGAGGUGACUAGCAAACUCAAUGCAGCCAAAGAGAAAGCGAAGGUGCUUGCUCAGAAUGCAGGUGAGAGAGAAGGUCAUUUUUGGUGGGAAACUCCCAUCGAUCAACUUAACCCCAAGGAGCUAGAAGAACUAGAGCUUCGUUUUGCAGAGCUUCUCGACCAGCUCUACAUCAGCAGGAGCAAGAAGAUUGCAGCGACUACUUUAAUGCCUACUCCGAGGGAUCCUGCUCAGUUCAAUACAUCUACUCCAAGGGACUUUAUCUGA